Verruconis gallopava is the source of this 2377-nucleotide messenger RNA. Its product is annotated as NADP-specific glutamate dehydrogenase. Bases 598 to 1965 code for a protein of 455 amino acids. The transcript has 5 exons. Gene Ontology annotation, cellular component: cytosol. Gene Ontology annotation, molecular function: L-glutamate dehydrogenase (NADP+) activity. The record is from RefSeq and is a predicted model, not a curated record. NCBI's taxonomy places the organism in Eukaryota, Fungi, Ascomycota, Dothideomycetes, Venturiales, Sympoventuriaceae.
UUUUUUUCGUCAGCGUGCCUCCACGGAGAGAGUGAGAGCUCCUUGAGCGCGCUAUGCACAAGCUCCCCACUGUUUGCCGCAAUUCCAUCGAGUAACGCAAGCAGAGCGUGCCGAGCAUGACAAUUGCGCAUGAGCGCAGCUUUCGUCCCUCGCCCUCAUUGGCUGCUUGCUGAGCUCUUAUCUCUCUCCUCCACGGCAGCUCCCAGUACGUCUCUAUCAAAACACUAUGCACGUAGAGAAAUUUUUGAAUCCCGAUGAGCGGCCAUUGAUUGCGCCCGCGCUCCGCAACAGGCGAGAGAUCUGAGGGUCUGGAUCUUCGGCCACUGCAGGAGCUAUGCGCGACUUCGCAAGCUUGACGUAAACGUGGUGUAGCUACUACGUGGGCAGACUGUAAACAGUAAGCUUUCGGGAGCUCGUGUUGUCUGCUUGCUACGCAUAUAAGAGCUGCUGUUGGACCUGCUCGACCAGUUCAGGAGCUAUCUACCACCUAUCGAAGCUGCCAUACUAUCAAUUGAAUCUUCGCACUUGGCUCCUUCGCUGACCUUCACAUUCCCAACACAUUUUUGCCCUCCAAAGCAACCAGGCUCGUCGAACACAAUGUCGAACCUUCCAUCCGAACCAGAGUUUGAGCAGGCUUAUAAGGAGCUGGCCUCCACCCUCGAGAACUCCACUCUGUUUGAAAAGAACCCUGAGUACAGAAAGGCCCUCCAGGUCGCCUCCAUUCCAGAGCGCGUCAUUCAAUUCCGCGUCACCUGGGAGAAUGACAAAGGCGAGGUCCAAGUCAACCGCGGAUACCGUGUGCAAUUCAACUCUGCCCUUGGUCCAUACAAGGGCGGUCUUCGCUUCCACCCAACCGUGAACCUGUCUGUCCUGAAGUUCUUGGGCUUUGAGCAGAUCUUCAAGAACGCAUUGACCGGCCUGCAGAUGGGCGGUGGCAAAGGCGGCGCCGACUUCGACCCUAAGGGAAAGUCGGACAACGAGAUCCGCAAGUUCUGCGUGGCCUUCAUGAGGGAGCUCAACAAGCACAUCGGAGCUGAUACUGAUGUUCCGGCUGGCGAUAUCGGCGUCUCAUCACGUGAGAUUGGCUGGAUGUUCGGAACCUAUCGUCUGGAAAAGAACAAGUGGGAAGGUGUUCUUACUGGUAAGGGCGGUAGCUGGGGCGGCAGUUUGAUUCGACCAGAGGCUACAGGCUACGGUCUUGUCUACUACGUCGAGCAUAUGAUCAACUACGCCUCUGGUGGCAACAGCGGAUUCAAGGGCAAGAGGGUUGCCAUCUCAGGCUCUGGCAACGUUGCACAGUACGCUGCACUUAAGGCCAUUGAGCUUGGCGCUACCGUUGUCUCCCUGUCGGACUCAAAGGGCUCUUUGAUCGCCGAAGAGGGUGGUGCGAUCACCCCCGAACUUGUUGCUGAGAUCGCCGCUCUCAAAGUUGAGCGCAAGGCCCUCGCUGAGCUGGCCAACACCGCUGCGCACAAGGUCACUUACAAGGAGGGCGUUCGUCCAUGGAAGGAGGUCGGUAAAGUUGACGUUGCUCUUCCAUGCGCCACCCAGAACGAGGUGUCUGGUGACGAGGCCGAGUCACUUACUGCAAACGGCUGCCUCUUCAUCGCAGAGGGCUCCAACAUGGGCUGCACGCAAGAAGCCAUCGAUGUAUUCGAGAAGGCCCGCAAGGAGAAGAAGGACAAGGGCAUCUGGUAUGGCCCAGGCAAGGCUGCCAACGCUGGCGGUGUCGCCGUCUCUGGUCUCGAGAUGGCGCAGAACUCGUCCAGGAUAAAGUGGACUGCUGAGGAGGUCGACGCUAAGCUCAAGGACAUCAUGAAAAACUGCUUUGACAACUGCCUCGAGACAGCCAAGGAGUUUGUUACCCCAGCAGAGGGCGAGCUUCCUUCCCUGGUUGCUGGAGCCAACAUUGCAGGCUUCCGAAAGGUUGCUGCCGCCAUGAAGGACCAGGGUGACUGGUGGUGAGCGGUGGCUCUUGCACGAAUACCUCCACACAUCCACCCGUGGACAUGCAUGUGUUUAGAUCGUGGUCUUUCGCACGUCCUAGAAUCGCCUCAGAGUUGACGGAGGCCGUGUCCUUGGCUGUACGGUCAUUUUAGAUAUCCAUUGUACAUAUUACGGACAUGAAUGAUAGCGAUACUUUUGGCUUUUGCUUUUUGACCGAACAGUGCUGCAAAGUCGCCAAACAUGUUGCUAAAAGCGGAUAGAGUCUCUAAAGUGCGCCCAAGGGCAGUCCUGCAGAUGUAAACGCCGCGCGGAUUGCUGCGCAUUUUGUCGCGUCCCCCACAAGCUGUGUAUUGCAGGGCGAGACAUCCCGGCAUAAGAUGAGAGAAUAAUUUUUUCUAAAAAAAAAUUGAAGCGGAAACAAUUCACGUCG